Molecule: messenger RNA, 4217 nt
Organism: Anguilla anguilla (European eel)
Lineage: Eukaryota; Metazoa; Chordata; Actinopteri; Anguilliformes; Anguillidae
Product: myelin-associated glycoprotein-like
Exons: 12
Coding region: 152-2977 (941 amino acids)
Source: RefSeq, a predicted model, not a curated record
GUAUAUUUCCUGUCUAAGGAAGAGGGGCCAUUAUUAAGUUUCAGUCAUUUUACGAUAAGGACAUAGUACAUCCAGAUUAACUGUAGCUGAUUUCUAAUCCUCUGUUACAUCCAACUUGUAGAUUUCUCACACUGAUAAAGGAAGGUUCACCAUGAUCUCUUUCUGGGCCAUGGUCUUCUUUCUGAUUGGUGACUCUGCUUGCAGUUCCAGUGAGAUGACGGCCAAAGAGGGCUCCUGUGUGACGGUCCACUUAACUCUGUCCGAUAUAUGGGAUUCUGGGUACAUUGUUUGGUUGAAGGACGCCGUGUGGAAUGCCACGGCAAAUGAUUAUGAGGGCACAAUCGUGCACAGCCUCAAACCUGACAAACCCACCGCGAGUGAAUUUGAAAACAGAGUGUCUGUGGGUUCCAUUGGGUCCACUGGGGGUUUAACGAACUACGAAUUGACCAUCAGUAACCUGAGACUGGAAGACAGCGGAAAUUACUCAGUUAGAUACUAUGAUAAAGCUGAUCCUCCUUAUGAACUGAAAAAGAGCAGCUCUGAAAUGAGUCUUGAGGUUCAGAAGAACCCUUGCCAAGUCAGCGUAACAGGGCCGGAGCUGGUCCAGGCGGGGGCGGAGGUGAUUUUGCACUGCUCCACUGUGGGGCACUGCCAGAACAGCCCCAAGUGGCGUAGCUCGGGGUCAGGCCUGGCCUCCAGUAAAGUCUCCGACACCCAGGGUGCGAAAACAGCCCAGCUGCGCUUCGAAGCGGACUGGUCACAUGAUGGGGUGACGUUCUCCUGUUGGCCGUCGCCGAGCAACGACGCGUGCGCCUCCAGAAACAUCACGCUGGCCGUGGAAUAUUCGCCCAAAGACACCAAGGCGAAAGUUGCUGGUUAUGACGUCAUAAAGGAAGGACAGGCAGUCACCUUCUCCUGCCACAGUAAAGGAAACCCCCAGCCCACAUUGUCCUUGUUUAAACUGGGCCAAGGUGAAAUUGCCCAGGGAGGAGAGUGGAAAUUACCCAAUGUCAAAAUAGAAGAUGCCGGGAGCUACUUCUGCCAGGCUAAAAACAAACUUGGCACUGAAAACUCAACAAACGUUAUACUUGAUGUCACAUAUCCUCCUAAGAACACCUCAGUGUCAGUCAGCCCCUCUGGUUCAGUGUUAGAGGGCAGCUCUGUGACUCUGACCUGCAGCAGUAAUGCCAACCCAGCAGUGCAGAACUACACCUGGUAUAAAGUGAAUGGGACAGAGAUGAACACUGUAGGAACUGGACAGAAUAUCACCUUCACUGUGACUGAGUCCAGUGGCAGUGAACAGUACUACUGUGAAGCUCAGAAUGAACAUGGCAAGGAGAACUCAACUGUACAACUGGAAGUUGUUUAUCCUCCUAAGAACACCUCAGUGUCAGUCAGUCCCUCUGGUUCUUUGUUGGUGGGCAGCUCUGUGACUCUGACCUGCAGCAGUAAUGCCAACCCAGCAGUGCAGAACUACACCUGGUAUAAAGUGAAUGGGACAGAGAUGAACACUGUAGGAACUGGACAGAAUCUCACCUUCAAUGUGACUGAGUCCAGUGGCAGUGAACAGUACUACUGUGAAGCACAGAAUAAACAUGGCAAGGAGAACUCAACUGUACAACUGGAAGUUUAUUAUCCUCCUAAGAACACCUCAGUAUCCAACAGUCUCUCUGGUUCAGUGUUAGCGGGCAGCUCUGUGACUCUGACCUGCAGCAGUAAUGCCAAACCAGCAGUGCAGAACUACACCUGGUAUAAAGUGAAUGGGACAGAGAUGAACACUGUAGGAACUGGACAGAAUCUCACCUUCAAUGUGACUGAGUCCAGUGGCAGUGAACAGUACUACUGUGAAGCACAGAAUGAACAUGGCAAGGACAACUCAGCAAAUGUCCAACUAAACGUGAUAUACAUGCCUCAGAUCUCUGGCUCUGGGAGCUGCAGCAGAACUGCAGCAGAGAUCAGCUGCUCCUGUGAGAGCCGUGGGAAUCCCUCUCCCAGCAUGGAGUGGCGUGUGUCUGGACUGCGGGUCACUAACUCUACUGACAGGGUCAUCAGGGAGGAGCAGCUGGGGAACACAGGCCUGAGGAGCUCCCUCACCAUGCGCCAAUCACAGGGAGACACGCCCACUCUCCUCUGCAUCAGCACCAACACUCUCGGCUCCGCCAGCCUCCAGCUCCACCUCCCGUCUCCACAGCAACACUCAGGUUUCGACAUUUCUUCACUGCUGAUUGCUGCAGCUGCCGGUGCUGGUGCCAUGAUGAUGAUAUGCCUCAUAAUGCAGCACAUUCUAAAGAAAAAGAGACACAUCCAGUGUUCUGGAAGUAGAAUGAAGGACAGCGAAGGGCUCAUACUGACAGAUGGGACGGCCGCUCAAGAUGAGGAAUCGAUCUACGCCAACAAGACCAUGCUGUCGGAGGCGGGUGCGGUGGAAAAGGGGGACGAGGGCGCCCUGCACUAUGCCACCGUGGAUUUCUCCAAACUUCCCGGCACGGGUGGGGAACACGGAACGGGCAUCGUCCGGGGCACUUCCAAACGUACGCCCGACUACGCAGUGAUCCGACACAAAUCCAGGGAAGAGAGAGAAGGAGGAGAGGAAGAAGGUGAUGAGGCAAAGGAGGAGAUGGGGAAGGAGGGCCAGGCUGAGCUGGGCACAGAGAGGGAGUCAGCCGAGGCGGGGGGCAAGAAGGAGGAGGAGUCUCGGCCGAAUCUGAGCCCACAGGCCUCCGUCAACCCUGAGCCCACGGAGGAGGCCACCUACGGGAACAUCUGCCGCUCCAGGCCCACUAAGAGGGCACGGCAGGGACUGCAGCAGCCGCCCCGGAACCCUGCUGCAGAGGAGGAGCAGGAGGAGCAGCGCCAGGAGGAGAACUCAGCAGGAGGCCAGGAGGACAUUUACGUGGACGUCAUGAGCCCCCUGACGGAGGGUAACGGAAAGGGAACGGAGGAGAGUGCGUACGCCGAGGUCAGGAAGCCCAAAUAAGUCACCAUGGAGAUAGGCCAACUCAUCACACCACGCUGCACUCUCAUAAUGCCAGGUUUUACUUUACAGCACGAUACAUAACAUGCGUUAUGUUGCAGUACAGAUGUUACGCUAGAUUACGCCGUCAUACUGUUAUCCACAAUCUUCCAGGCACUGUAGUAGGACCAUGCACAUACAGUACAUAACAGCCAUACUUUGCCAUGUGCUCUUUUCAGUAUGCUAUGCUACAUUACGAUACCUUACACGUUGUCACCUUAUGUUACAUUAGCAUAUAGAAGUUGGCAGUAUUUUUACUUACAAUGUGUUACAUUAUAAUGGCGCUUUACAUCGUGUUACCUUACAUUACGUUUAACAGCAUGUUCACUUGCAGUGUGUCACAUUACAUUAUGUCAGCAUACAAAAUUAACAGUUUUUUUAAAAGUGUACGGCUCUUCACAAUGUGUUACGUACCACCAAUUAUGUAAUGUUUACGUUACAGUGUUACCGUUAUACUACCAGCGGUGACUGUUUUUUCCAUGUUUGUGAGCAAGCCAUUGUGUGAGGAGUCACAUUAUGGUCCAUUACUUAGCGAUGUUACUUUGCUGUGUGUUGCCUUACAUUGCAUUACCGCUUGUCGUAUUUAACCACACAGACAUUAUUCACAACAGCUGUGUGGGUUUGUGAACCUGAGUCCUGUGGUGGAGUCAGACCAACUGUCUGGACUGCCAGUGAGAUUACACAAAACGUCCUCUCAUUUCCUGUUUAAUAUUCAUUAAGUCAUUAAUAUAUAUAUAUAUAUAUAUUUUUUUUUUUUAUCGCUGUAAAUUAUAUUGAUAUCUUUUGCUGGUUUUGAGAAUGCGUGCCAUUGUGCUCGUUCUGAUAUUAAAUAUGUGUUUUAAUAUCUCAUGUUCAUAAUGUCUGUCACUCAGUGUUUGGAUUGUAAUUCAGUGAUAGGCAGGCCAUAAGGGUUUUCAAAGGCUGAUCUUGCAGUUGCAAUGGCCGUGAUCAUGUAACACUUCUGCAACUUCCGUUUGUGGAAAUUGCACUCACAGUGACAGUAUGUUGAUUUGUUGUAACAUAAUUAACAGUGCCUUGUAUUUAACUGCAUAAGAAAAAGAAAAGCUAAAUCUGUCACGUGUAUUUAUUAUAUUUAAUAAAUGUUGCACAUUUACAUUGCUGUCGAUCUGAAUCAACAGGAGUUUUGGCCACUUGUUUGCCACACACCGUAAUUGGUUGAAUAAAAACAUUGUAUUUUUGUUUA